Molecule: messenger RNA, 1406 nt
Organism: Corylus avellana
Lineage: Eukaryota; Viridiplantae; Streptophyta; Magnoliopsida; Fagales; Betulaceae
Product: S-adenosyl-L-methionine-dependent methyltransferases superfamily protein
Source: RefSeq, a predicted model, not a curated record
ACGAAAAAUACCAAAACCCUUUCCAAUUUGAAACCCCACGAGAAGGAGACCAGUAGUCAUGGCCACUGCGGAUGAAGAAGAAGGAAAGGUGGUAAUGGUGAGGAUAGGAUCGUACGGAGGGAAGGCGAGGGUGUUAUUGGUUGGAGAAGAAUCAGCUGCGGAGGAGACCAUGCUGCUCUGGGGAUUCCAACAGCCGACUCUCUCCAAACCAAACGCAUUCGUCUCCCAAUCCUCUCUCCAACUUCGACUCGACGCAUGCGGUCAUUCUCUCUCCAUUCUCCAGUCCCCUUCUUCCUUGGGUACGCCUGGAGUUACUGGAGCAGUGAUGUGGGACAGUGGUGUUGUGCUGGCGAAGUUUCUAGAGCAUGCUGUGGACUCAGGGAUGCUUCUUCUUCAGGGCAAGAAGGUUGUUGAAUUGGGCUCUGGCUGUGGAUUAGUUGGCUGCGUUGCAGCUCUUUUGGGUGGUCAAGUUAUCCUUACCGAUAUGCCUGAUAGACUAAGGCUACUGAAGAAGAAUGUUGAAGCCAAUCUGAAACAUGGGAAUGUGCGGGGUUCUGCAACAGUUAUGGAACUUUUAUGGGGAGAUGAUCCUGACCAGGAGCUAAUUGAACAAAAACCUGAUUAUGUGCUGGGCUCAGAUGUAGUCUAUAGUGAGGAAGCAGUGGCAGAUUUGGUGGCUACCCUACUGCAACUCUGUGGAUCUGAAACAACCAUCUUUUUGUCCGGUGAACUUCGAAAUGACGCUAUCCUUGAAUACUUUCUGGAAGUUGCAAUGAAGAGUUUCACAGUUGGACGUGUGGAUCAGACACAAUGGCAUCCAGAUUAUUGCAGCAGCCGUGUUGUUUUAUAUGUUCUAGUGAAGAAGUGAUAGAGAGAAUGAAGAUCUGAAGUUCAAGUCCUCUUUUGUAAUUGGGUAAUUAUAUCUGCAUAGUUAUGCACUUUUAGGCCCUUGGACUUUAGUUCAACUGAAUGCAAUGAUAAAGGGUACGGUUUGGAUAGAUUGGGGUAAGUUGGUUCAAAAACUCUUACUAAUCACCAAGAUGUGAGGAAAUAGUGUUGUACACUAGCCAUUCAAGAAGAUGAGAAGAAACAUAUUUUGACUUUGCUUAAUGCCUUAUGAGCAUGCUUGACAGGAGCUGAUAAAAAUUUCCUUGGUGGAAUCUGCCCAAUGAGAUUUAAUUGCUGCCUGUAAGUGGUCAUUUAAUAAUUUUUUUGCCAACGCCUUUGGACCAAGUGGCACUAAUCCUUCUUUAUUAGCGUAAGCUGCAGAGUUCUGGAGUUUGAACCUGGCCAUUAGAGUGGGGAUGAGCAAGGUGAGUAGGCUCACUGAAAAGAAGAAUGUGUAUAUAUUCUCUUAAAACGAUUGUAAUUGUUUGACAUGUAUGCCUAUUUGUAUUACUUGGUGA